This is a messenger RNA of Pleurotus ostreatus (oyster mushroom), 2295 nucleotides long. RefSeq names its product Vacuolar protein-sorting-associated protein 27 (gene VPS27). NCBI's taxonomy places the organism in Eukaryota, Fungi, Basidiomycota, Agaricomycetes, Agaricales, Pleurotaceae. The coding region runs from base 1 to 2295 and encodes 764 amino acids. Gene Ontology annotation, molecular function: ubiquitin binding; metal ion binding; phosphatidylinositol binding. The transcript is spliced from 6 exons. The record is from RefSeq and is a predicted model, not a curated record.
AUGGCUUCGCUUACUACUUGGCUUUGGGGCACCUCACAGCUCGAUGAUGCUGUCGACAAGGCGACGUCUGAACUGCUUCCCGCUGGCUCAGAGGACAUUGCCCUCAAUCUCGAAAUAUGUGACCAGAUACGCUCAAAGUCGAUCCCAGCCAAAGAUGCAAUGCGUGCUCUCAAGCGUAGAUUGGGCAACAAGAAUCCCAAUGUCCAGCUACUUGCACUUGGACUGACAGACGUAUGCGUCAAGAAUGGGGGUGAUUUAUUUUUGAGUGAAGUUGCAUCCAGAGAGUUUAUGGACAACUUGGUCUCGAUUCUCAAGAUGCCAGCUUUAAACUUGGAUGUCAGGAACGCGAUCCUACGCCAUGUGCAGAACUGGAGUGUGGCAUUUGAGGGGAAGCCGAGCUUGGGCUAUGUAGGUCAGGUCUAUAAGAUACUCGGACAAGAAGGCUAUAAGUUCCCACCGAAAGACCUCGCGGUUGCCAAUUCUGCUAUGGUCGACACCCAAACAGCCCCAGAAUGGAUUGACUCGGACGUAUGCCUGCGCUGUCGAACUGCUUUCUCGUUUACAAACCGGAAACAUCACUGUCGUAACUGUGGGCAAGUAUUUGAUCAGGCGUGUUCAUCCAAGACAAUGCCCCUUCCUCACUUCGGUAUCACCCAAGAAGUCCGCGUCUGCGAUGGUUGCUACGCGAAGCUCACGAAGAAGGCCGAAAGAAGUGACAAGGGGCACAAACAUUCAUCCAAUAGUAAACACCAACAUCGUAGCGUGAAAGAUCUAGCAGAUGCAGAGCUUCAGCGCGCGAUUGAGCUGUCCUUGCAGGAGACCAACAUGGGUCGUUCUGGUUAUACGCCUUCCCAGCCGCCUCUGUCGGCUUACUCGGAACCGCCUAUUUUUGAACGGUCUACUCAACCUGCCGCCGUGGCUGAGGACGAAGAUGAUCCUGACUUACGAGCGGCCAUCGAAGCAAGCCUUCGCGAAGCCAGCGCGCCGAAGCCCAGCGCGCCGGUUGCAGUGGAGACCCCCCGCGCGGAGCAGUCAUCUUAUGAAUUACCAACGGGAUAUGGAUCUGGGUACACACAACAGCAAGCGCCUUACUCCGUGGAUAGUGCCCCAGCACACCCCGCUCUCCCCGCGCACCCAAAGAUCCCCAACUACGACCUUGAACCGUUGGAGGAAGACGCUAUCUUGACGUUCAGCCAGACAGUUGAACAGGUUCAGACACAUGGCGGAAGGGAUAUGUCAAGAUACCCGGCCGUUACCGAGUUAUAUGAGAAGGCCACCGGAUUGAGACCAAAGCUUGCGAUGAGCUUAGACGACGCGAGUAGGAAAGAAGAAAUGCUAACUGAAAUGCAUGAAAAGCUAUCCGAAGCGGUGAAACUCUACGAUCAGCUUUUGACGCAGCAAAUAUCCCACCCACGCUGGCGCUCUCCUCAACCAGCACAAGUCCCUCCAUAUCAGCCUCCCACCGCUACCCCUGGUGCACCUGUAAACGGCUACAAUCAGUGGUCCCCUGCCUCGACUUCGUAUCAACCACCAGAAACAUCCACUGCACAACGGUCGCCCCAACUAUCGCAUUAUCAACCUCAAUAUGCUUCUGUCUCUCCACCAUCGACGUCCUCGCAGCGUCAGCGUCAGUGGCAACCAACACGGGCGGUUGAGCAGCCAUACUCCGUAGCUUCACCUUCUUCGCCUCAGAUUCAGCAAUCGCAGGCAACAAUGACGGUUCAACCCACCCAACUCACUGGACCCUCAUCAACCCUUCCUGUAUCCUACCUACCGCAGUCACCUCCUCCGAUUGCCCCUCCGGCAUCAUAUCAACAAACUAUGUCCCAGGCUCAACAGACAUUCGCCCCACCAUUGCCACCAGCAUCUUCGCCAUUCGUUACGCCACAGCAACAGCUCCAGGAUACUUCAUUGGUUGGUUCACCCCCUUCACUCACACGGCAUAAUACCGCCAGCUACACGCCCACUCCUCCCGUCCAGCAACAGCAACGUCCAUCGAUGCCUCACACUUUGAGCAGAAGCAACACAUUACAGCCUGCCCAACAGCGCCCGCAGCAACAACGUCCACAGCAUACUCCGCAACAGCAACAAUCAUACGUACCGCAGCAACCUUAUACUCCGCAACAGCAACAACCUCAGCAGAUGCCGAUACAGCAAGACUCUGGCCCGCAGCUUUCACAAUUUCCGGUGGCGCCGACGUCGGGGCCCACUGCCUACUCAUUGUAUGGGACGUCGAUUCCGAGCGGCGUCGCCCAGAUUGAGGAGAGGAAAGAGGCGUUGCUUAUUGAUUUAUAG